Molecule: messenger RNA, 2734 nt
Organism: Ficedula albicollis (Collared flycatcher)
Lineage: Eukaryota; Metazoa; Chordata; Aves; Passeriformes; Muscicapidae
Gene: GP1BB
Product: glycoprotein Ib platelet beta subunit
Exons: 2
Coding region: 1263-1925 (220 amino acids)
Source: RefSeq, a predicted model, not a curated record
CUUUAGAGCAUAAAGAUUUUCUCUUGGUUAGGGCCACAUUCUGCCAUCUUUGUACCCUCAAUUCUCUUAACGUGAGCAUAUCCAGGGCAUUCAUCAUUUCUGUUCUCUAGGAUGUCCACAGUUCAAUACAACAGAGCUGAGUUCAAUGGGGAAAGUUUCACAACGUAAUUCUGGUGGCCUUAGGCUAAGGAGUAUGGUGUAUGCCUGGUCAGGCUGAUGGCAGAGAAAUGUCUGUGAAGAUGUGAUGGCUGUGGGAAGACGUGAUUCUGCCUGAAUGUAGUUUUGACCUCUGGACUUACCUGUUGAAGUGUUUGUGUAAUGCAGCUUCUGAAUAAAGCAUGUGGUCAGUCUUUCUCAGUAACUGCACCUGUCAAGGGCUGUGGGCACACUUGGCUACCUGAAGAGCAGAUCCUCAGAUCACUGUCUUUCCCAGUCUGUUUGCCUUCCUGUGAAUCCAGCUAUUUAUCCAACUGUAGUUUUAUUUUGAUGUAGACAGUGAGAUGCCAAGAGUUAUAUUUUAUCCCCAUAACUAUCAUAAGAGGAUGCAAGUGUCUGAAGAAUCUUUCUCUGGGAGGAUGGAUGGACUGGAAGACUAUGUCUGUCAGGAGAUCUUUCACUAAUAAGUGGUAGAUUUGUGUCACUGCUUCAAGGGAAACCUGAGGGUCAGCACCCAGGAAGUGUUAGGUGUCACCUCUCUGCCAAGUUUUCCUGAUUAGAUGGGAAACCAAAGGUCUCAGUGCUCAGGGAGCAUGGUACAAACCAGUACAUCACCUUCCAGUCUGAAGUGCAUUUUGAGUCACUAUGCCAUUGAGACUUUGUAACAUUUCUGUUGGGCUGAGCCUGUGUGCCCAGAAUCACAGUUACCAGAACUGGCAGCAUCUCUCCCAGCAAAUAUGUUCUUGUGAGCAGUGUCAGCUCCCAUUUCUUGGAAGACUUGCUCAAUGAAGCCUCAGCUUCCGGUACAUGCAGCAGACUUGCAGGAAGGCCUCAUGUGGGAGGUGUCCCUGGGAUGAGCCUGACCCUUAUCUUGCCAGCCAGCUGCAAGGGGAUUAUCCGGGAACACAGCUAUGCACGCACUCUUGCACUGGCUGGACUGCCUGGAGACCUUUCUCUUGUGUUGUAAAGCCAGCAAGAAAGCAAGGAUUGAACUGUUCUGAGCUCUCACAUCUCCAAUGGAGAGCACCAAAUUUACCUAACUUUAGAAACUAAUCCUCAGAACAAAACAACAAAAGACCUUGGCUGUGGUGUCAGUCCUAGAGUGCAUGGUGUCUGGUCUCCAUCCAAUCUCACCAAGGAAGUGUUUGCAAGUGAAAAUGAACAGUGGAAUUCUCUUGUCCCUCCUUGGCUUCCUCCCACUCGUGACACCCAUAUGCCCUGUGCCAUGCAAGUGCACCACCAACAUUACUGACUGCUCAUUGAAAAACCUGACUGUAGAAAACCUGCCCACUGCUUUCCAUCCUUCAGCCGAGAUCAUCCACCUCGGUUCCAACAGGCUCACCUCUAUUCCCAAUGGGCUCUUUGACAACCUGAGGAGCCUCCAGGCAGUCUACCUGCAGGGCAACCCUUGGGAAUGCAUGUGUGACAUCCUCUAUUUGCGCUCCUGGCUCCAGUGGCAGCAGAACCGGAGCCUGUACAGGGAUGUGAGAUGCAGCUCCCCGGAGCACCUGCAGGGCCGGAUCAUCGCCUACCUGACAGAAGAUGAGAUCAUCUCCACAUGCCAGCAGUGGUACUGCAGCCUGGCUCUCCUCUCUCAGAUCUCUCUUUUCAUCCUCCUUUUCCUCCAGGGUAUCUUGGUUAUCUUCAUCAUUGUCUACCUGCAGAAAUUUCGGAGAAUGACCGCUGAAGCCCGGUGCACCACCCGAGAACUAGACCAGCAGGUAGACCCUUGGGUAUCUUCUUCAAUAAACCCCUCCAACAAUGAUUAACAUCACAAGGUAGAAGACUCUUCUCCCUCUGGGAGAUGCUGUCCCAAAGUCCUGUAAUUUGUGAUACCAAGAGGGGACAAUUCAGUACAGCAUCUAAUCCUGACUGCAGUCUGAAGCAGGACUUGAACUUGAUCAGAUAUGUGCUGUGUUCCUAAAGAAUCAAUCUUGUGUUUUUUCAAUACUUUAAAUUCUUUAGCAUGAUCUUGACUGCUUAUCUGAGAUGGAAGUGGUUCUGCAGAAUAAGGAAGUCAUAAACUACAGCAAUCAGAACCAACUCAAACAGCUCAUAAGCUCAUAGGGGCUCCACUGCUUGAUCCCUCCCCUCCUACAGUAUCCCAGGAAGCUUCUGGUUGUGCCUGGGUCAGGUGAGGACGGAGGUGGGCAGCGAAUUGUUUGAAUACUGAGCUAGAACAACGGAGAAAUACAGAUUCCUUCUGCUACCACAGACAGCAUUAAGAGCUUUAUACUAUGGAUUUAGUCUUCUGCCUUGGUUUCCCAAGUAAAAAGGGAAAGGAAAUAUCUUUUUGCUUGGUGUAUCUUUUCUAAUGUUCUUCUGGGGGAGGGAGGGCAUGUCUAGAAGCCCACUCAUUUUACCUUAUCUGCAUUCCUUUUAAUCGACUUUAGUUUUAAUACUGACUUAAGCAAGUGAGAUUGGUGCCCUGAAUCUUUAUGAGAAAUUCAUCCUGAAGACAAAAAUUGUUUGGCUGUGCCUGUAUGGCAUCUGGCACGAGAGAUCUUGUCUUGAAAGACUCAAACUGCAGACCCCCCUGAUGUCCCUACUGCUGUUUAUGGUGUUAGUUAUUUUUGAA